GGAUAUCAGUGACCGCCCUCAAUGAACGCGGAGGGGCAGAAGCCUAUCACCGCGCAAGGCCCUUGCAAUUAGCACUUAUUUCCCUGGCGCCUUCCCUAGUUGCGGGGUGCCUUGUCGAUUUCGUAAGAUUUUUCCAACACCUAGCCGUGUGAUACAUGACCGGGUCGGUCGUUUUGGGGCCCUCAUGUCAAACCGCAGGACUCAUCGUCUCCUCAUUAAUUGUCCUGUAACCUACGGGUACGAGUGGAGUCGGCGGCCACCGCCGCCGCCGCACGGUUAGGUCCCUCACUACUGCCUCUGCGCUAGCGCCGCCGCCGCUGCCGCCGCCGCCGCAAGCUGUGUGGUGUGGGUGUCAUUUACCGGUGCCGGAUAAAAACCGUCGAUGGAGUUAAGCCCUUGUCGAAGAAAAUAUUAAUAUUUAGCAGCCUGGCUAGGUCAGGUGCCAUGGAAAAAAUGGAUGUGGAUGAUGAUACUGUUAUAGACCUUAGCGCAAGUAGUCGUCCAGCACGACGGGAUGCUUCUGGUGAUGGUACUUUGGAUCUUUCAAAGCCAUCUAACAAUGCUCCAGUUGUUGUCCCCCUCCCGCUUCAACUUCCACUACAACUCAGUGGCUUACCUCUCACUGUGCAAGCUGUGACCAACUCUCCAAGAUCUACAGCUUCUUCACCUAGCUUGGGGACAGCUUCUGUAACCCCAACAGCUGCCCCUGCUGUGGCACCUCCCUCAGAACCAGGAACGAUGGAACCUCCAGCAAGCCGAAGUUUACUCAGGCGAGACUUAGACAGCCAGUACCCUUCUAGACGGAGCUUACGUCCAAGACUUGAGCCCCGCAAUUAUGUCGAAAGCCCUGAUGUAAUAGUCCUGUCUGAUGAGGAACCAAAACUAAAUGGCUUUACUAAUGGAUAUGAAAGUGAUUCAAGUGAUAUUGGGGAAAUGCCUCCUCUUUUGCCCAUUAAAGAACUUUCACCAGCAGAAGUGGAAGAGCGAGAAAGAAUGUUACGCAAACUAAGGGAAGAGCUGAGGAAUGAAGAAAUGAAAUUGGUCCUUCUCAAAAAACUUCGUCAAUCACAGCAAAUGAAAGAGAAUAUAGCAGUCCCUCCCACAUCAGGCCUGUCUCAAACCACUGUUACCCCAACCGGGCCACCCCCAGCAGGUACCAAAGUUUUGCCAGGAAUGGUGAAACCAACUACGUCAACACUUGGACCAGGAACUACAAUAGACCGCCUUCCUGCUGCUGCACAUUCGCAAUCUCAUAUGAACACAACCCAAGCCCAUUCUCUUUCAAGAAAUCACCACAAGCAACCCGCUCCCAACGUUCCACUUCCUGUAAACAGAGGAGUUCCACCCCCACGAAGCAGCCUUCCACCCCCGCUACUUAGCAACAGGCCUUCAACGACUCCGAUUUUACCUCCUAAUACUACAUUAACUCCUACCAACAUGUCCAGAGGGGGAAGCAACCAGCACAGUGGAAGAUCCGGUCAUGGUGGAGUGAAUUAUGCUGUGAAUGACAGGCUUAGCAAGGAUCAUCACUCUCCUGUGGUUACUCCUCAACCGCUGCUUGGAAGUGAAAAGAGUGUCAGUACUCAAUCACAAGAGCAGGAUCGAAGCAGAGUUGAUGACAAUCAAACUCCAGCUCAACGUCAGGCUGCUGCUAAACUCGCCUUGCGCAAGCAGUUGGAGAAAACAUUACUUCAGAUACCACCGCCAAAGCCUCCACCGCCAGAAAUGCACUUCAUUCCCAACCCAUCUAAUACAGACUUUGUGUAUCUACUGGGCUUGGAGCAUGUGGUAGAUUUCAUCACUAAGGACAACAAGACCCCUCUCCCUCCUGAACCUUUCCGCUGCAGCCAAUGUAGCACUAACUUCACACCAGUUUGGAAGUGGGAGAAAAGCUCUUCCAAAGGCAAAGAGCCCAAGGUUAUAUGUGAAUCGUGUGUGACAACCAAUGUCAAGAAGGCCCUGAAAGCUGAGCACACCAACCGCUUAAAAACCGCAUUUGUCAAGGCACUCCAACAAGAGCAAGAAAUUGAGCAGAGGUUGGCCCAAUCUAGUAGUGCUUCACCUCAACCAGAUUCACAUCAUACUUCAUCUCAUGCCUCCUCCCACUCAACAUCCCACUCUGCAUCCCACACCACAUCCCACUCUGCAUCCCACUCGUCAUCUCACACCUCUUCCCACUCCUCGUCCCACACAUCUCAUUCAUCUCACUCUGCGUCCCACACCCCUUCACCAGCUUCCAAACCUGUAGCACAGUCUCUUCCACCUUCCCGUCAUGUUCCAACCCCUCCAUCAAACAACAAUACCCCGCGAACUCCUCCUCUUUCAAAGUUGGCCCAGGAGAACAGCAAGUACAGCAGCCAUCAGCAAGCUGCGGCAGCAGCUGCUCUUCAGCAGCAACUGCUUCGUGGUAUUGGAGGUGUUGGUGGCUUGAGUCAGCACCAGCUGUCUGCCCAGAUGCUUCAAUUCACAUUGUAUCAAUACCAAUUGGCAAUGGCCCAGGCUCAGGCUGCAAGUGCAGCUGGUGGAAAGGGUUCUGCAGCUGCAGCUGCAAAUCUGGCGGAAUUCCAACGUCAAGCUGAGGCAUUGCAGAGACAGUACCUCAUGGAGAUGAUUCCUCCAGCUGCUGCAUCCCCUUCGUCUCGCCAUAGCAACCAUCACAGUGCUCAUAGUAUGAAUAACUGGAAAACAUGAGGGUCGCUCGGCCACUCGGCCUCCUCUGCGGUCCCUGCAGAUCUCUUCUCUGAGGUCAUGUCAGCAGGAUCCAAGGGGCCAGUGGCCGCAGACCUUCAACGCCAGUACCUUCUGGAUAUGCUGAAUCCUCAGGCACCAUCAACCCAGCAGUCUGUAAGCUCAUGGAAAUCCUCAUCAACAGGUACUGCUGGUGUGCAGUUACCCCUCCCUUUGCCAAAGGAGUUUGCAGGAGUGUUGUCAAAUAAAGACUCGUUGCCUGUAGAAUUGCGGCAGCAAUAUUUAUUAGAAAUGUUAAAACCUGCCAAUUUGGCAGCACUGCGUUCUCAGCAACCACCUUAAGUUUUGUGAUCGCUUGCAGUAUUAUCAAGCAAACAUGAUGAUACACCUCCACCUGUAAAGCAAAUAUUAAAUUUGUACAACUGUCAUUUAAAGCGAGUAUGAAUAGUUUGACCUUAGCGGACAUCUAUGAAACUGCAUGCCGUAUUUACAUAUUAAAGUAAAUUAAACAUGUCACUAAUGUAAUUGAGCCUAUCUUGCACCUUGUCAGAUCAAGAGUCUACAAUAGUUAGUGUAUUUCUAAGUAUGUUCAAAUCUAUGUGUGUCUUAAGAAUAAUCUAAUCUUAAUUUUAACAUUUUCAAUGGUAAUCUGCAAAUGACUGAGGCAGUUUAGAGCUGUCAAGAAGCUAUCCAUCCAUAACCUCUCUUAAAACUUGUCUGGGGAAAAACAUAUCGGUUGCUCUUCUGACCUGUAAUGUUAGGGAAGGUAAUAGCAUUAACUUAUUAUUUCCUGUGGCCCAGUUGCAGUACAGUAGAUGUCUUUAAAAUAAAAUGCAGUCAGUGCUUAGGAACAGCUAAAGUUUAAUUAAUUAUCUGUAUCUUUAAUUAGCACUUAACAAGGAGGAUAGCAAUCUUUUUUUCUCUUCUAUAGCUGAAAGUAGUGCUUGUACUGUAAAUACGGUACUGCAUGCCAAAGAUGUUCCAUGUCCUACUUUUCCCAACAUUUGCAAAUUAAGAAGUUCUUGUUUUGUAAGAGUUUUUGGCAUGAUAAAUUUAGUUAAUUGACAUUGGCAUAGCUGACAAGGAAUAACAGACUGGUACUUAUCAAUUAUGAUGCAAUGAUUGAUGGACUGCAAGGGAUGUCAUUUUUAACCAGUGGCAUUGUUUUAGUAAAAUAAUAUUUUGAAAUUGGUUGUAGGUACCUUAUAUUGGUACUUGGCACAUUAAGACUUGACUCUUAAAUUAGACCACUUUCAACUUGCAUGGUUCUGAUUUUUAUGAGUAUUUUGAAGCCUUUAUGAUUAAUUUAAACGCUGUUGUCACUUUUCAUGUUAAGUCUAAGCAAACACGCAUGAGGUAGCAAUGUGCAUGGGUUUAUUCCUCAAUCCAUCAGAGCUGUGGCUACAUUUCAGUCAAAUUUCCGUGUUCAAGUAUCCGUGAUUGUAUAGGAACACCUUUGUGAUUUAUUCAUUGAAAUCUUGCCUUUAUCUUCUCUCUGGUCCACGCAUUUGCUGACAGUCACAGUUCUGAUGGCAAGUGCAACUUCAGUUACCUUUUUUUUUUUAAAGAAAUUCUUGCCGAAAUCAUGAUAGUUGUCCUACAACAAUUUUAUCUGUUGAAAAUAAGAUGUUUCUUGUUUUUAUUAUUGAGUGCACAAUCAUUACUUUUUAUUGGAGUGUGUUUCACAGUGCAAUAGCUCAAUUUUGGAUUUGCUUUUGUGGUGAAACUAAGUUAAGUAGCCCAUCUGUUAUGUAUAGACUUAUGAUGGAUAAUUUUGUAUAGACUUCUCUGCUUUGGCACCGUGGCAUGCGCUGAAUCAUUAUUCUUUUCAUGUGUGCAAUAUGCGAAUGUUUUUAUGAUUUUGUAUUAGAAUUAUGUUAAAGUAAUUUAAUUGCAUCUAAAAGAAUUUUUUUAAAAGCAUACAUUUCAUUAGAAGAAAUUAAGCUAUUUGCCUGUCUGACUAGGCUGUUAUGUAGGAGCGCAUGAUAAAUUUUUUUGGAUAAUGAGUCUCUUCAAUUGUUGAAGUUAGUGUUACAAGCUUGUUAUACAUUUUGUUUCAUGGAACAAAGCGAUAUUUAUGUUGAAAAAUGUGAGUAUGGCUAACCUGUCUCUUGCAAAAUAUUGUGGGAGUGUGCUUGUGGUCAUCAUUCACACCGGUUUGUUAUUAUUUAGCCUUAAGAUGUUUUUUUGAUGAUUGGAAUAUCUAUUUGCCAGCACAUUCACAGCGUAUUUAAUGAUAAUAAUAUAAUUAUGAGAAUGGGAGGAAUUGAAGAGUUCAAUCAAAAUGAUGGGAGACAGGUUAGUGUUUUUUUUUUAUUCAUAUUGAAAUCUUCACUUGAGUGUUGAUCUUUUUCUUAGUCAAAUCCAGUUUGUAUGUGUUAAUUUUGUUGUUUGAUAUGUGGUUUGUGUAUUGUCUCAAAUUUAAAAAAGAAAGCCAUCAUGUAACGGAAGAAAAUUGUGUGUAAUGACAGUGGAGGAUUUAUGUGGUUUAGCUUUUUAGCUUCUGCGUUUUUGUGUAUGGUGCUUACCUUUAGUAACAAUCCUUCCAUUUGUCAACAGAACAUGUUGAAAUUUUAUUAACCUAGUAGCUUAUUCAGGAAUAGAAGAAUUAAACCAAAGUUUAAGAAUGUUAUGUUGAAAUGUUUUAGUUUGAGUUUUUCGUUCUCUUUUUUUUUUUUUUUUUUUAAGUUUUACCUGGUAUUAUUACAUCUGUGUAUUCCUGUUUUAAAAUAAUCAUUUUUUGUACGUGAUAUUGGGGAUUUUGUAACAGUGAUAAGAAAUGUUUCUGAUUUGCUAUGAAUUUCAUUUAUUAUAUGCCUAAAUGUAUGAAAUAGAACUCAAUAUAAGGGUGUUAAUCUAGGUCUUCUCUGGGUCUAGUAUAGUGAAUCUUUUACUAGCUUCUUUGCUUGUAAAUAUUUGGUGGAAGUAGCAGCACUUGUCCCUUGGUUACAAAUAUCUGGCUCUUUUGGUUCAGUGUUGUUUUUUUUUAGCUCUGUUAUGAUUCUUCAAUGUUUCUAUAAUUUAUGUGAUGCACUGUGUGCUAGGAAACAGUCCUUUACUGCAUUGCAACUUUUUAAUAUUGUUCUGGAAUGGUUACAACAGCUUUAAUCGGGUGUCUUCAUUGUAUAGAAUAGGCUUCUCAUUUUCCUAUAAAAACUAGUCUAAUUAUUUUAUUGCUGAGUUUUUUUGAGCCAAUUUGAAGAGUUAUAGGGAAUUUCUGUUAUAAUAGAAGAAAAACGGCCUUAAUUCAUUUUUUUAAUAAUGUGUGAAGUCCAAAACUUGGCUCAAGGAUUCUCCAUCCCAUUUCUUAAACUUCUGUUAAUUGACACCUAAGUUUGAUCUAAACCACAGGAUUUGCCUACAGUUUCGUUAAAAACGUCAUGAGGAGAAAGUCACUGUCAUGCUAAGUGUAUCACAAGGGCAAAUUUCCACCCUGUGUCCUGGUUUUUAUUGCAUUGUAAUAGUUCUUUUAAAUAUCUGACCUAGGGAGAUGAAAUCAGAAGUAUCUGUGACAUGUUAAUAGCUCUUUUAUUGCUGGGCACUUAAGCAACUGUACCCUUUUGUCAUGUGGUGUACUUCUUCUCCAAGAUUUACCCAACACUUGAAUGUUUUACUUAAGAUUUCAUAGUUUAAAAUAUUAUAUGAAAUGUGAUAGUUGACAGUGAACGUAAAGCUUCAUGAACUGUUCUGUACAGUACAUCUCAGAAUCAAUUUGAAUAUGAAGGCCAAUUAUUGCCUCUUAGUGUAUAUAAAAUCUACUUUAUGAAAUUAUACAUAUAUGAACACA
This is a messenger RNA of Frankliniella occidentalis (western flower thrips), 6475 nucleotides long. It is a transcript of the gene simj, whose product is annotated as transcriptional repressor p66-alpha. The transcript has 11 exons. The coding region runs from base 445 to 2691 and encodes 748 amino acids. The record is from RefSeq and is a predicted model, not a curated record. Gene Ontology annotation, biological process: negative regulation of transcription by RNA polymerase II. Lineage: Eukaryota; Metazoa; Arthropoda; Insecta; Thysanoptera; Thripidae. Gene Ontology annotation, cellular component: NuRD complex.